UACUCACCCACCGCAGUGUGAGGCGAAAGAACCGAAAGCGUUGUGGCUGGUGAAAACAUGUUAGAUAAGAUUACUAACAUCGCCAGAUCAAUCUGAUCACGGGUGGCUGUUAGCACCCGCCACAGCCUGCACGGUGCCCUGCCUCCUGCCACGCACGCUACUUGCUUUCGUUUCAUUCCACUGCUUCCGAGGACACGACAGACGUUAUGGCGCCGUAUCUGGAGACCGUUAAGUCAUUUGCAGACGUUACUGUGACCGACGCUGGCGUCGACACUCUUGAGUUCCUGCAGGCCGCAGACGGUGUGGUCAAACUCUUUGAUCUCUUGGGAUCGGCCGCUUUCACCGCUGUGCAGAGCGACCUCAAGGGUAACAUCGCCAAAGUUCGCGCCAGGUAUGAAGCCAACCCCGAGCAGUCCGCCACUCUGGAACAAUUAGUAGAGAACGAGAAGGGCGAGAAGAAACGCACGGCCACGGAAGGCCUGAUGUGGUUGCUGCGUGGCCUUGGCUUCACAUGCAAGGCCCUGCAGAAUGUACAGGCCAACGCUUCCGAGGAACUCUCGGUCGCUUUCACCAAGUCUUACGACGUGACCCUGAAGAAGUUCCACAACUUCUUGGUCAAGGGCGUCUUCGCGGUUGCAAUGAAGGCGUGCCCCUAUCGUGCGGACUUCUACACUAAAUUGGCCUCGGAUCCUGCGGGAGGCCCUGCGGUUCCGACCGACAAAUUGAACGAAGAGCUCAAGAAGUGGCUCGCUGGCCUUGACUCAAUUGUGACGAGGAUAGAGGCAUUCUACGAGAAGGGCGGGCACAACAAGGGCUUCUGAUGUGUCGGACGAGACGUAGGCACGAGUUGUGUGUUUUAGCAAUCUAUCAGGUACAGUGCAUGUAUAGUCGCCUGUGAUACCCUAAGCCGCUUU
Messenger RNA from Rhodofomes roseus, 914 nucleotides. RefSeq names its product het-c2 protein. The transcript has 5 exons. Bases 207 to 821 code for a protein of 204 amino acids. The record is from RefSeq and is a predicted model, not a curated record. Lineage: Eukaryota; Fungi; Basidiomycota; Agaricomycetes; Polyporales; Fomitopsidaceae. Gene Ontology annotation, cellular component: cytoplasm; cytosol; membrane. Gene Ontology annotation, biological process: intermembrane lipid transfer; ceramide transport. Gene Ontology annotation, molecular function: ceramide 1-phosphate transfer activity; ceramide 1-phosphate binding.